GGCAAAGCCUAUUGCCGCAAGGAUUACUUCGACAUGUUCGCUCCGAAGUGUGGGGGCUGCGCCCGGGCCAUCCUGGAAAAUUACAUCUCUGCCUUGAAUACCCUGUGGCACCCUGAGUGCUUUGUCUGUCGGGAAUGUUUCACGCCGUUCAUCAACGGCAGCUUCUUUGAGCAUGAUGGGCAGCCCUACUGUGAGGUGCAUUAUCACGAACGCCGCGGCUCGCUGUGUUCCGGCUGCCAGAAGCCCAUCACGGGACGCUGCAUCACCGCCAUGGCCAAGAAAUUUCACCCAGAACACUUUGUCUGUGCCUUCUGCCUCAAGCAGCUCAACAAAGGAACCUUCAAGGAACAGAAUGACAAGCCCUACUGUCAGAACUGCUUCCUCAAACUCUUCUGCUAGACGCAUCCUAGCUGGGAACGGAGCAUCUUUCUGCCCCCUCACUAGGCAGCCGAGUCUCUCUGAGCAUUACUGUGAUUUAGAAACCUU
Molecule: messenger RNA, 486 nt
Organism: Terrapene triunguis (Three-toed box turtle)
Lineage: Eukaryota; Metazoa; Chordata; Testudines; Emydidae
Product: paxillin-like
Exons: 2
Biological process (GO): substrate adhesion-dependent cell spreading; endothelial cell migration; transforming growth factor beta receptor signaling pathway
Source: RefSeq, a predicted model, not a curated record